AUCUCCCCACCUUCCUCGUCUGUCUCGGCUGCCACGGUCCCCUCUCUUAUAAAGACCUCGCGUCCUCCGUGUUCACUGGCAGCGCCGCGUCUGUCACCCAAUCUGUCGACCUCUGCUUCGCCACGUGUGGACGAUGUCGGUGAAGAUGAUGGCACCGGCGGUUGUGAUGAUGGUGAUGAUGAUCACGGGGGUGAUGAAGGUGUCCUGUGCUUUGAAUGUCACGGGCAAUCUCCCGUUCAGCGUGGUUUUGGCAUCCGGCAACUUCAACGUCUCGUGGGCGUUCGACAAAGAGCAGAUCGUUCUGGAGGCUCAGGUUCGCACCCUGGGCUGGAUCGGCCUGGGGCUGAGCUCCACGGGAAGGAUGGCCGGCUCUGAUGUGGUGGUCGGGUGGGUGGACAGCGCAGCCGCUACCCAUCUCGUGGACGCACACAUCGAGGGGGUGCGGAACCUGGUGCCGGAUGCGAGCCAGGACUACAAACUCGUGCGGCUCAGCCAGAACGACACCCACACGGUCAUGCGGGUAGUGCGCGCGCUGCGCACGUGCGACGUCAAUGACAGGGACAUCACCGAGGACACGGUGCGCCUGCUCUGGGCCUACAGCGCUGUGGACCCAGCGAACGAGACUCAGAUCAUGCAACACGGCGCGGCCACGCGGGGCUCCAAGAGCGUCCAGCUGCUGAGCAGCGGAUCUCCCAUGGAGCAGACCCUGCCCCAAAACUACUCCACGUUCGACGUAGUGAACGACAAGUUCAUCAUACCGACUCUCGCAACGUACUACACGUGCAAACUGUUCCAAUUGCCAAAGCUGGACAAGAAACAUCAUCUUAUCAAGGUUAAGCCGGUGAUACAGGCCGGCAAUGAGCGGUACGUACACCACCUUCUGGUGUACGUGUGCUUGAACACGUUGAACGUAUCCUACGUGGGCAGCCAAGCCGAGUGCUACAAGUUUAACUCGACUCAUCCCUUCGCCACGUGUAAGACCGUGAUGGCAGCAUGGGCUGUGGGUGGAGAGACAUUUGACUAUCCCGCAAACGCUGGUUUCUCGCUGGGCUUGGACGAAGACCCACAAUUCUUGCUGCUGCAGAUGCACUACGACAACGCAGGCCUCGUGUCCGGUGUUUCCGACAGCUCCGGAUUCCGUUUCUACUACACACCCGAGCUUCGCACCUACGACGCCGGGUUGCUGGAGACCGGUAUUUUCGCCUACUGGCAGCACUUCAUCCCUCCGAAUACGGCGCGCUUCACGAGCUACGGGAUCUGCAACACCAAGACCUUUUACACCAGCAAGGCGAACUCAACCCUGCAGGUGCUCGCGGUUAGGUUCAAGCCUUAA
Molecule: messenger RNA, 1333 nt
Organism: Lethenteron reissneri (Far Eastern brook lamprey)
Lineage: Eukaryota; Metazoa; Chordata; Hyperoartia; Petromyzontiformes; Petromyzontidae
Product: DBH-like monooxygenase protein 1 homolog
Biological process (GO): norepinephrine biosynthetic process; dopamine catabolic process; octopamine biosynthetic process
Cellular component (GO): secretory granule membrane
Molecular function (GO): dopamine beta-monooxygenase activity; copper ion binding
Source: RefSeq, a predicted model, not a curated record